AUGCAUAUUACGGCUACUCUCAGCAGUUCCCGACGAGUCACAUUGAAUGGCCCAGGAGGCCGCCACGACAAUGACUUUGAAGACUUUCGUCGAAUCGCAAUUGUACCAACAGUGGACGAACUUUUCUCGUCCGAACAUCCGUUCUUACGCUUCGCUGCAGAAAUUGACGGUCUUGGGGACGACGAAAAGCUCGCCACCCACCUCGACAAUCAGUUUCGACUAUUGCGCGAAGAUAUGCUACGAGAUCUGCGUGAGGAAUUGACUGGCAAGACAAAACGUCGAGGUCAACGCAUCGACGGACUCCAGGUUCUAGGAUCCGUUUGUGAAGACAAGAACAAAUGGGCGGUUGUCUUUAAGUGCUCCGAGGAGCUGAAAUUUCUGCCUAAAGAAGACCCAAAAGACCCCCAAAAACGUCUUCGCUUCUUACAAACGCACAAGAAGAUCCUGCCGCACGGAUCUUUAGUCUGUAUCCUUGGUGAUGGCAAACUAGUAGGAUUGGGUGAGCUAUGGAGAAAAGAGCAAGAGAUGGCUGAUUCAAAUCCGCGUUUGUAUGUCCACCUUACAGGCAACAAAUCCUCCACUCAGCACACUCUGAAAGCACUCCAUGGUCAUGGCCUAGUGCAAUUGAUACAACUAAACACGGCGCUGUUUGCUUACGAUCCCAUCCUUAGACAACUUCAGAACACCCGACUUCUGCCAAUAGCAGACCACAUACUCACAUGGCAUUCUGGUCAGCCGACUCUCAACAUUGCCCAGUCAAGCCGAAUUCAAAAUCUGGUCAGUAAAAUCGAAUUGGAGAAAAGUAUGGACUUGCAGACAGAGCUAUCGUUACCUAAGUCGACACGAUUGGACUUGAAUCAGGCUCAGAGUCUCAUUACAGGCUUGACUCAGGAAGUCGCUCUUAUUCAAGGUCCACCAGGUACUGGAAAAAGCUUCAUUGGGGCACUGUUAGCCAAGGCAUUAUACAACCUUUCUGACGUUCGGAUCUUGGUUCUUUCCUACACGAACCACGCUCUCGACCAGUACCUGGAGGAUCUGAUGGACGUGGGCAUAUCCGAGCGGAGCAUUGUCCGUCUAGGGAGCUCCGCCAAAGCAAGCAUCAGGACGAAGCCGCUCAGUCUCUUUGAACAGAUUAAAGCAAGCACAGACUAUAAAAUGACCCGCACGGAUUGGGAACUCAUUGAUUCUCGCAAGUCAACGGCGACUUCCGCCGGCAUCGAGUUAUCAAAAGCCUUCACAGAAUUCAUACAGUCAUCUGUUACUAGGCCUGAUCUCUUCGAGUAUCUGGAGUUCUCUUCCGAUUUCUCUGCCUAUUUUGAAGCUUUCCAGGUACCUCAGCAGUUAGAAGGUUUCACGAUUGUUGAUGAGAAGAGCAAGAGUAUUGACAAAUAUUAUCUUAUGUUUCGUUGCAUGCGUGGUAGAGACGCUGGUGUCCUCCAAGAACAUAUCUCGGACCCAAAAGGUAUAUGGGACAUGAAGAUCGAGGAGCGUGACAGAGUCAGACAAGCAUGGUUCGAUGACAUCAGAGGAGAGCGAGCAAGACGCGUUACUGAGUAUGGUUGCGAGUAUGAUGCCACAGUUGCACAGAUACAAGUGAUGAUGGGAGAAAAAGGACGACGCCUACUGCGAGACCGUCGGGUAAUCGGGUGUACAACGACAGCUGCAGCAAAGUAUGUGAAGGACAUCCAGUCUGCCCAACCUGACGUUGUCAUUGUGGAGGAAGCAGGCGAAAUCUUGGAAGGUCACGUCCUUGCAGCCCUAGGUCCUGCAACAAAGCAAUUGGUCCUGAUCGGAGAUCACAAGCAGUUACGCCCGAAGGCUCAUUUCGACCUGAGUGUCGAGAAAGGCAAAGGUUACGACUUGAACAAAUCUAUGUUCGAGAGAUUGGUACUGAAAGGCUAUCCACAUCAAAUCCUGUCUCGACAACAUCGCAUGAGACCUGAGAUCUCUGCCAUUGUCAGAGCUCUUACGUAUCCUGACCUGAUCGAUGCUGAGAGCACUCUGAUCCGACCCCAUAUACGCGGAUUUCAGGAUAGCCUGAUCUUUGUGGAUCACGAUGUUCCUGAGAACGAGCACAGUGAUGCAUAUGACCCUAGGGAGGGUAGUGCAACUUUGACUAAAAGGAACGACUUUGAGGCAGCCUUGACCCUGAAAUGCGUCAAGUACAUCGCACAGCAAGGCUAUGGCAGUGAUCAGAUCGUAGUCUUGACGCCUUAUCUUGGUCAGCUCCGUUUACUAUAUGAUGUCUUGCAGAUAGACAACGACCCUGUCCUCAACGAUCUCGACUCAUUCGACUUGAUCAGAGCAGGGCUUAUGCCACAAGCCACUGCAAGCAUGAAUCAGAGACGGCUACGCAUAUCGACGAUCGAUAAUUACCAAGGUGAAGAGAGUGAUAUUGUGGUGGUAUCCCUCACUCGUAGUAACAAACACGGUGACAUUGGCUUCCUUAGCUCGCCAGAGCGCCUCAACGUUCUCGUCUCGCGCGCUCGAGAUGGACUUAUCAUCAUAGGGGAUUCUGCGACGUUCUUGCAAGCUCGAAAUGCGGCAGGUCGAGAGUUAUGGACGAGCUUCUUUUCUCUUCUGAAAAAGGGAUCGCAUAUCUACCAUGGUGUUCCUGUACGGUGUGAACGACAUCGUGAUCAAGGAACACUUAUCAUUAAGCCAGAAGAUUUCGAUCACAGCUGUCCAGAUGGCGGAUGUGCAUCCCCAUGUGAUGCUAUACUGAGUUGCGGCAAGCACAAAUGUCCUCAGAAGUGCCACCAGCUCUAUGAUCAUUCGAAGAUGAAAUGCGCUUACAUCAUGGCAGACAAGUGCAGUGAGGGUCAUAAACUGACAUGGAAAUGUUCAAACAAUCGUCCUCUGUUAUGUCAGACUUGCGAGGCUAAGAAGAAACGUGACGUCAAGAGAUUGCAGCAAGAACAUGAGCGGCGAGAGACAGAGCUGCUGGCACAGCAAAAUCACGAAGCUAGGAUUAUCACGAUCGAAGAGCAGAUUGAAGCUGAGCGACAACGAAUACAGGGUAUUCAGCUCAAAUACGAUCGUGAUAAGGCUUAUGAACAAAAGAAGCUCGAUUUAGCCAAGGCAAAAGAACUCUCGGAAUGUCCAACUAUGCUGAAACCGCAGCGUCAGCCCCGUGGUCCAACACCAGGCACAUCGGCAGGCUUCAACAGAGUACCAGAGACAUCUCAGCGAUCAGCGAACACUCAUUGUAAACAGAGUCUUAUGGAAAAGAAGGCAUCGGCAGCUGCUAGACAAUGGAAGCAAAUGCAAGACCUCGAAGGUGUUACUAAUGAUGCCCUGGAUGAGCUUAUGCAGAUGACAGGUCUCGAAUCUGUCAAAAGCAAGUUCAUCAAUAUUCUGGAGAAACUACAGACUACCAUCAGACAAGGUACUGACCUCAAGCAAGAACGCAUGGGAACCGUUAUGCUUGGAAAUCCAGGCACGGGCAAGACGACAGUCGCUCGCCUGUACGCGAAAUUCCUGACCGAGGUUGGAGUAAUUGCCGGAUCAGAUUUCGUGGAAACCACUGGUGCCAAACUUGCGAACGAAGGCGUCAAUGCCACCAUAAAGAUACUGGAGGACCUGCUGAAGUCAGGUGGUGGUGCGGUUUUUAUCGAUGAGGCAUACCAACUAGUAUCAGGCAAUAGUCAUGGAGGAGCCGCCGUGCUUGACUACCUGCUUGCCGAGAUUGAGAACACCACAGGCAAGCUCGUUUUCAUCUUUGCUGGCUAUGAUCGACAUAUGGAGAAAUUCUUCCAGUACAAUCCUGGUUUAGCAAGUCGAAUGCCACAACGCAUGAUAUUUCUGGACUAUACAGAGACGGAAUUGCUAUAUAUGCUGCAACAAAAGAUCGACAAGAAGUAUAAAGGACGCAUGCAGGUUGAGGAUGGCCCUGGUGGUCUGUACAUGCGUGUCAUUAUUCGUCGAUUACACGCAGAGAGUGGCCGCGAAGGCUUUGGAAAUGCUCGAUCACUCGAGAAUGUCCUCAGCAAAACCACAGACGCUCAAUCUGCUCGUAUUACCAGAGAGCGAAGAUCGGGUCUACAGCCAGAUGAUUUUUGGCUUAGCAAGGAAGAUAUCAUCGGACCUGAACCUUCUGGAGCUUUAGUCAGAAGCGCUGCCUGGCAAGAACUCCAGAGUAUGGUUGGACUGGACUCUGUGAAGGCCUGCGUCAAGACACUCCUUGAUCGUAUACAGGAAAACUACCAACGCGAAUUAAAAGAGAAGAAACCCAUACAAGUCAGUUUAAAUCGUCUAUUUCUAGGCUCUCCAGGUACUGGAAAGACCACAGUCGCGAAGCUCUAUGGACAAAUCCUUGCCGAUAUCGGUUUGCUGAGUACCUCUGAAUGUGUCGUCAAGACACCAGCUGACUUCAUUGGAAGUGUCAUAGGAGAAUCUGAGCAGAAAACCAAGGCUAUCCUAGACAACACGAAAGGUAAGGUUCUUGUCCUGGAUGAGGCUUAUAUGUUGUGCUCCGGACUUGGAAACACGUCGGUACCGGCAGAUCCUUACCGAACAGCUGUUGUUGAUACCAUCGUCUCCGAAGUCCAGAGUACCCCUGGUGAAGAUCGAGCUGUCUUGUUGCUUGGCUAUGAUGAGCAAAUGAGAGAGAUGCUCAUGAAGGUCAAUCCUGGCCUCUCAAGAAGGUUUCCUGUCGACAACGCAUUUAUGUUCGAGGAUUAUGACGAUGCGCAACUGCUCAGCAUAAUGAACCACAAAUUGAAGAAACAGGAUUUGAGUGCUACAGAGGAAGCAAAGCAAAGCAAACAGCCAUCAAAGCGACGACCUAAUUUUGGCAAUGCUGGCGAGGUCGAAAAUCUUUUGUCGAGAGCCAAGGAUAGCUUUGCUCGUCGUCAGCAAUUUCUUGACGCCAAUAAACGAUCUGAUGAUGUGAUAUUCGAGCAACAAGACUUUGACCCCAAUUUUGACAGAGGUGAUGGUGCUAUCACCAACAUCAAGGAGCUGUUCGGAGACGUGGUUGGUUCUGAAGACGUUGUCUCAAAGCUGGAUGGUUACGCUACCAGCUAUACGAAAGCACUAGAGCUGGGCAUGGAGCCUCAAGACCUGAUACCAUUUAACUUCGUCUUUAAAGGCCCGCCAGGUACGGGCAAGACCACUACAGCUCGCAAGAUCGGCAAGGUGUUCUAUGCCAUGGGAUUUCUGUCCUCUGAUAACGUGGUCGAAUGCUCUGCUAGCAACCUGAUAGGCGAAUACGUUGGCCAGACAGGGCCCAAGGUGAUUCAAAAAUUCGAUGAGGCAUUGGGCCAAGUACUUUUCAUUGAUGAGGCCUACCGAUUUGGCGAAGGUCCUUUUGCCAAGGAAGCUAUAGAUGAGUUGGUCGAUUGUCUUACGAAAGAACGCUAUAAGUCCAGAAUGAUUGUGGUCUUGGCUGGUUACGAAGCUGAAAUCAAUCAUUUGCUAGGUGUCAAUCCUGGCCUCUCCAGCCGCUUUCCAGAGGAGAUCAUGUUCAGCAAUCUAGAUCCUCGGAUGUGCAUUCAGCUGAUAGAGAAAAACCUACGAACUAGGCUCAAGGUCCGAAACCUCCAUAUCGACUUGAAUUCAGAAUGCAAGGAGAUAUCAGAAUCAGUGGCUAUAUUGGAGGACCUCAGAAAUCUUUCAGGUUGGGGCAAUGGACGCGACAUCGAGACAAUUGCUUCUCGAAUUGCUAGCAAGGCUCUUCAAGAUUAUGACAUCUCUUCCGAAUGCUUGAGCAUUGCCUGGCCUCAUGUAUUGGCUGAGCUCAGGCGUCUGCAGAAUGAGCGACGUCUGCGAGAUAGCGUCAAACCUGCUAGCACUAAUAAGCCAGACACAUUGCAACCGGUGUUGCAAAGCAAGCGGGAUUUGCCUUCCUGUCUAACCUCAACUUCCACCGCGACAGCAACACGUAUCUUGUUCGAGGACGAGGAAGACUGCGCCGAAGAACUCAUUACAAUGUCCCUCAGCGAUCAGGAGGACGAGCGAGAUGCUGGUGUUUCUGAUGCGGUCUGGCAACAGCUUCAAGCUGAUAAAGCCGCACAAGACCUUCGAGAAGCAGAAGUAGUGGCUGCACUGGCCUCAGAAGCAAAGAGAAUCGAAGAGCUCAGUCGCUGGGCGGCACAAGCAAUUGCAGAAGCCACCGAGGUCGCACUGAAGGCGAGUGAGGACGACGAGGCCAGGCGGCAAACGGAACUCCAGCGGAUACGAGCUGCACAAGCCAAGAGAGAUGCGGAUGCAAUCAUAGCCCGGGAAGCGAAAUUGAGGGAAGCACAGAGACAAGAAGCACAGGUGCAGCAGAAGCUGCGUCAGAUUGGUGUCUGUUCGCAAGGAUUCAAAUGGAUCAAGCAAACUGGUGGAUAUCGAUGUGCCGGAGGUAGUCACUGGGUAACUGAUGCACGACUCGGAUUGUAA
This is a messenger RNA of Lithohypha guttulata, 6387 nucleotides long. RefSeq lists its product as uncharacterized. The record is from RefSeq and is a predicted model, not a curated record. Gene Ontology annotation, molecular function: ATP binding; helicase activity; ATP hydrolysis activity. NCBI's taxonomy places the organism in Eukaryota, Fungi, Ascomycota, Eurotiomycetes, Chaetothyriales, Trichomeriaceae. Bases 1 to 6387 code for a protein of 2128 amino acids. The transcript has 3 exons.